AUGUCCUAUGAAAAUAACACCCUAGAGGAUAUGCAACGCUAUCCUACAUUUAUUUUCCAGCCCACCUACAAGAAAUUCAGCCUCGAGGAACAUAGAUUCGCUGACUACAUGUUGCUAAACCGCAACUCUGACCGCCCCAACAAAGCAGUCACCGAGCUUCCAAAAAGAAACACUUUGAAAUUAUUGUCUGGGAAAGGAGUUGAGAUCUGUGUUGGUAAAACACCCUCUGAAGACGAAACGUGGUCUCUUCCCGUGAACCUGGUUUCGCACCACUCGGCUUACUUCAAAGCCGCCUGCCUAUGGAAUGUCAAGGAGCAAAUUAACCUCUUGGGCCAUGACCCCGCGGUUUUCGCCCUUUUCAUUGAGCGGAUGUACAACGGGAGCUACGAUGCCUCCGCGUUUCCCAGAAAUCCCAGCAUGCACGCAAAAUGCUGGGUUCUCGGCGACUUUAUCCUCUGUAGAGAAUUCAAAAACUACGCCAUGGGCCGUCUCUUUGACGAGCACGUAGCCACAGCAUUCGGUAUCCCUGUCGCCUUUGAGGAUGUGCAGUAUGUGUGCAACAGCGCAUCAUCGGACUCAAAGUUGAAACUCUUCUACACGGAUUCUGUCACAGAUCAAUUUGGUGAUAUCUACAGGUUGCGAGGCUUUAUGGCAGACUGGGAGAAAUUUCUCGAGGACCACCCAAAGACUCGCUCUGCAUUACCUCGAAAGCUCCGAUAUGGCCCACCCAAGAAACCUCGUGUCAAGAGCGUAACAAAAUACCUCGAACCAGAAGAGUUUGUAUCAGAGUCGGCGUUGAGGGUCUUGACGUAUCAUACGCUGGACAAGAGAAGCUAA
Molecule: messenger RNA, 837 nt
Organism: Fusarium graminearum PH-1
Lineage: Eukaryota; Fungi; Ascomycota; Sordariomycetes; Hypocreales; Nectriaceae
Exons: 4
Coding region: 1-837 (278 amino acids)
Source: RefSeq, a predicted model, not a curated record